AUGUCUUCCUACAGCAACGAAAUAGAUGCACUAGCUCCAUCUGCAUCAGAUAGCUUGCAGGACAAUGCCAAAGAUCUCUUAUCAGGGGCAGCAGGUGGAGUCGCGCAGGUCUUAAUCGGACAGCCCUUCGAUCUUGUCAAGGUUCGUCUCCAGACUCAGGGUGGGGGUAAUGCUUUGCUGGCUGCACGCGACAUAUGGGCUCGAGAAGGGCCGCUGGCGUUCUACAAGGGAUCACUCGUUCCAUUGCUAGGAAUUGGUGCAUGCGUCAGCAUUCAAUUUGGCGCAUUCCAUGGGUUCCGACAACUCAUCGAAUCUUACAAUCAAAAAACCAAGCCAGGCGUUGAUCCGACAUUGUCUUUAACCCAAUUCUAUCUCGCAGGUGGCGCGGCAGGAGUGACAAACAGUAUCGUAUCGGGCCCUGUGGAACACAUCCGUAUCCGGCUUCAGACGCAGCCUCAUGGCGCAGCUCGGAUCUACGUAGGUCCCUGGGAUUGUACUCGAAAAAUCAUCCGGUACGCUGGGAUUUUCGGGUUGUACCAGGGACAAGUAGUUACACUACUAAGAGAGUUCCACGGAUACGGUGUUUGGUUCGCUACAUACGAAUAUCUCGUGAAGCAGGCCAUGCAGAGGAUGCAGAAGAAACGAAAUGAGCUUCCGAACUGGAUGAUCGCCCUAUGCGGUGGUCUAGCUGGCGAGACACUGUGGCUGUUAAGCCACCCGCUAGACGUUAUCAAGAGCAAGAUGCAGAGCGAUGGAUUCAGCCAAGAGAAACAAUACGCCACCAUGAGAGAUGCAUUCCGUCAAACCUGGGUCAAAGGUGGCAUUCGCGGACUUUUCUACGGUCUGGGACCUGCGCUGUUGAGGGCGAUGCCUGUAUCUGCAGGCACGUUUGCGACUAGGUUUCAUACAAGCAAGAAACUCGGUGACUUUUUUCUCUUGCAAUCUGCCAAGUUCAAUGCUGCUGCAUCAGCGUGA
Molecule: messenger RNA, 975 nt
Organism: Monascus purpureus
Lineage: Eukaryota; Fungi; Ascomycota; Eurotiomycetes; Eurotiales; Aspergillaceae
Source: the annotation of a GenBank genome assembly